AUGAGACUCUUCAAGCGAAGUCCCGCCAAGGGCUCGCCAUCUUCGUCGCCGGCCAACAGCGCAAAGAAGAGGAUGCACGACCGCAAGAAGGUGGCAAUUGUUGGCAGCGGAUGCGCCGGCCUAGGAGCUGCCUGGGCCCUCCAGAACAGCGAUUAUGAGGUCCACAUACUCGAGAAAUCAGAUCGCUUGGGUGGACAUACUAACACCCAGUAUUGGCACCACGGAGAUCAGACUGUCCCCGUGGACACUGGCUUCAUCGUCAUGAACUCUGCCACCUAUCCCAACUUCAUCCGCUUCCUCAAGGAGGUCGACGUGCAGCCGGUCAACACUGAAAUGACAUUCGGUGUUUCGCGGGAUCGAGGUGCUCUGGAGUGGUCUGGCGAGGCUCGGGGGAUCUUUGCCCAGAAGCGCAAUCUGUUCAGACCCAGACAUUGGCGCAUGAUCUUCGACAUCGUGCGCUUCAACCAGUUCGCACUGGACAUUUUGACCAUCGAUGAAGAGGAGGAAGAAGAGGUAGAAGCGGGGGAGAAUUAUCUCGACGGCUCCUCUCCUCCGUUGAAGCCUUCUCGAAAGCGCGAGGCCGACAUGACCAUUGGUGAGUACUUGGAUCGCCACGGAUACUCGCAAGGAUUUCGUGACGACUAUCUGAUUCCAAUGACCGCUGCUGUAUGGAGCACUUCGCCAGACAAGGCCAGCCUGGAGUUUCCCGCGAAGACGCUGAUCCGUUUCAUGUGGAACCACCACUUGCUCUCUACAGUAGCCGAACGGCCAGCAUGGCUCACGAUCGCUGGCGGCUCGCAAAGAUACAUCGACGCCAUUGUAGAUCAAUUCCCGGAAGAUAGACUACAUGUACAUACGUCGUGCGAAGUCGCGAACGUACUGCGGCCCAGUCGAGAGGGUGAUGGACUUGUCACGGUGUCGUGGAUCAACGCCAAGUCUGGGAAGAUUGAGGGCGAUGCUUUUGACCAUGUAAUACUGGCUUGUCAUGGAGACGAGGUGCUGCCUCUGCUCGCUAAGCACGGUGCGCGACAACGACCCACUUCAUCAUCCUCGUCCAUGACCACGAGCACGAACUCGGCCAGCAGCAGCUCACCGCGAUCUGACAAGUUCGUCAAGUCUUCUUCUGGAGUACAGUACGUCUCUCAAGAGGAACUCGAUAUCCUGUCGGCAUUUCAAACAACAGAGAACGUAGCGUGGCUACAUUCUGACCUCGACUUAAUGCCCAAGCGUCGCGAGGUCUGGACAGCGUGGAAUUAUCUUGUCAGCUCGACACCAUCGCAAUUAUCACAUCCGGCGGGCGUUAGCUUGACAUAUUGCAUGAACAUCCUUCAGCAUCUGAGCGAGGACAUGCUUGGACCUGUCCUGGUUACAUUGAAUCCUGACCGCGAACCAGACCCGCGGCUCACUCAGGGCAAAUUCGUGUACAGACACCCUCUAUACACGGUCGAAGCUGUUAGAGCGCAGAAACGGCUCGACAAGAUCCAGAACACCCGCGGAGUCAGCUACUGUGGAGCCUGGACGAAGUAUGGAUUCCACGAGGAUGGUUUUAGCAGCGGUCUUCGUGUGGCGACUGAGCAUCUGGGCGCGAAGUUGCCUUUCGAGUUUGUUGACUCCACAUACAGCCGAGGCAAUCGACCGCACUUCACAUGGCAGGACAACUUGUUGAGAAUAGUGUUAUCUUUGAUGAUGGUGUGGAUUCGUGUCGUGGGCUUGGUUGUGAAUUUACCAGUCAUAGCCCCACUCAUUAGUAUGGCGGGAGGUGUUGCUACCAUGUUACUCGACGUUGCGGAGCAUUUUGGAAUCCUCUGA
Molecule: messenger RNA, 1809 nt
Organism: Lecanosticta acicola
Lineage: Eukaryota; Fungi; Ascomycota; Dothideomycetes; Mycosphaerellales; Mycosphaerellaceae
Source: the annotation of a GenBank genome assembly